GACCGUUCGUCAGAAAUCGACGCACUCGGAGUGAGAAUGUGUUGCCCUGACGUUACGCGCAUUCAGCCAGCGAAAAUCCGUGCAGAGACGCAAGUCUCCAUUCUUUUUCCAAACUAGGACAAGCGGCGAUGCACAAUCGCAGAUUUCCUUAUGAUCUCUCGCUCCUCCAUCUCAUUCAAAGCCAUUCGGAGCUUGUCAUAGUGAGAUGGAGCCAGCCGACGAUACGGCAGCCUGAAGGGUUUGUGUCACUCAGGCGGAUGCGGUGGACAAACCCCUUGGCUGUACCGCAGUCCAUGCUGUGGCGAGAGAAGAUGGACUCAUACUUUGUCAGUAGAUCAACCAGCUUUGCUUUCCAGAAUGGAGACAAAUCAGCUGAGUCAAUGUCAAUGUCCUGCAGACCCAAGUCGUGAAGGGCUGACCUACAAGGCCUGGGCAUAGAACGCUCAGAGUCAACUGUCAAGCUCUUCUCGCUACCCGUGUCAGUCAGGUCAGUAGUCUUGGCUACAUUACAUUCAACACCAUCAGUCUCGUCAGUCCUGUACAAAUAGUCAUUGUCAAAGUCCUCAAGUGCCACACAGGGGGACGCGUCAGCAAUCUUGCAGUUCCGUCUUAGAGUCACAGGUUUAUUGGAGGGGUUGAUAAUUCUCACUGGGACCCAACCAUCGCCCCAGAGUGGCGUCACCAGUCGCCCUACCAUGACGGUCCGUGGCACUGUGCGUGACUGACUUGGUUCCACUACCAGUGUGCUUCCAGCAGAGAGGCACACAUGACCAGGCAAGCGCCCCCACACUAAGUGUUCUCGCAUAGGCUCUAAAGUCACAGCAUGCUUCAGCUUGACUGUGCCCACUUUUUCUGGGAUUUCACUGCCUCUCCAUUUCUCCACAGUGGCCAACAGCUGCAGAAGACCUUCCUCCUUACCAGACGCCUGAGGUGAAAGAGAUGCUGUCUCCCCGAAACUCCCAGAGUGUUUAGCCAUUCGAAUGAGGUGUUUUAUAACGUUGCUGCCCAGAAUUAGGUCAUCACUCUGACCAUCCACAAUGAGUGUGGGCACGGAGAUCUGGCAGUCAUGGACUUUCAUCUGCAGCUCACAAACACCUACAGGACAAGUCCUCAACCCUCCACAGCCAAUCAGCACAACUGAUGUCGGGGCAACAGAGUGAGGGGAAAUAACACCUGCGUCCUGCAGCUUUGGAAGUAAGCGUGAGCUCAUAGAACAGGCCAUUGAACCACUGUCCAACAUGGCACGCAGCUCCACAGCAUCAUGAAUCAUCACACUAGUGUAGAAAAGAUUGUCUUUCGCAGUCAGUCGCUGCGUGUUCUGAAAAAUUAAAGUUGAAUCACUGUCCGUCGUUGCACAAGCAUGUGAAAAAACGGACUGAAUACCAUCGUCAUAUGGGGAUGCGCCAGCUGACCCUCCACUAGACCCCUCCUCGUGCGGGUCAGCUAGUUUCCCUUCUGUGUGGGUGAACCGGCCAGGGCAGUGGGUGAACCAGGAGCAGGUGGGGCUGAGCAAGUGGCAGCUUGAUGCCCAGCAGCAUGGCAGCGGAAGCAUAGACGUUCGUUCCGACAGUGGGAAGCAGUGUCAUGGUCGUCGCAGCCACAAAUAGCGCAUGGCCCCCGAGCCCGGGUGCGACCGACAGGUCUCUGUCUAGGCUGCCCGUAACGCUGAGGAGACUCCCGUUGUAACAAACGCUCCAGCAGAGUGACAAUAUGCCCAAGAACGUGACUCUCACCUGACGCCGGCCCGCCGGUCAAGGCAGGUUGGUUAGUAGGAGUCACUGCAGUCUGCACGUGGCUAUGCACAGCAUCAACAGCCUGAGAAUAUUGCAGGUGGUCUGUUGGACGUGCAGCUGAAUGGCGCUGCUGAAGACGUUUUUUUGUGUUGGUGCUCAUCAAGCCGUACCUGCACAUCCAUGGCAGUCCACUCCUCCAGUGGCCUACAGCUGAAGACCAGAGACAGUUCUCGAUCGGGACAGUGAGUGAUGAACAUGACAGUCACUUCCCUAGAGGAGUCAUCAAUAGUUUUGCCUUGCCUUUUCAGCCCAUCCGUAGCUGUGUCGAGUGCCUUGUUAAGCCGGAUCCAAUAGUCAACAGCACUUUCAGUCUCUAGUAAGGACUUUGUGUCAUAGAAGUCAGCAAGAGGCAUGAAAGAAGUCACUCACUAAAGUGUUGCAUGAGUAUGUCGAAAAUGGGUUGAGGACCUAACCGUAAAACCAAACUAGGCUUGCUACGCACCCCCACUCUCACAUCAUCACGUGCUCUACCCUUUAGCCUGCCCAUUACUUCUUCCGCCUGAUCACAUAACUGAACAUCCCUCUUAGUCAGAUACACUUUAACAGUCUUCCCACUCAGAAACCGAAAGUUUGUCAGUCUUGUCCCCCCUGAAGGGAUACGGUUCACCACUAUGCUGGCUAACAGUCAGGCUCAUCUUAGAGAGAUCAGCAAUGGUCGAAGGGGCCAAAGUAACAUCACCAGUUGGGGCGGACCUAAGACAAGAGGCAAUGUUCUCCCCAAUACUAGUCCCUAUCUGCUUAACUAAGUCAGUUAAUACAUGCACAGGGACAUGGUCCACAUCCGUACCCCCAGAAAAUACAGAUGGACCAGCUAACUGAUCAGCACUAGAAGAAACGUCACCACCCUCAGCACCAUUCACUUUGGCCUGUUGAGGAGUGGAUGUCAGGGGCCUCCCCCGAAAACCUCCUUUCUGGAGUGAUGGGCUAAACAUAAAUGUCUGACCACUGCCUAAAGCAGAUAAGUUCAGCUCAUCCAUUUCCAAUGAGUCACAAUUUCCCAAGACCCAAAAUGUACGGUUAUGCAGUGACAAUAGUAAAGAAAUAAAAACACAUACACAACUAAUGACACGUCACUGUUCAACUGUCACGUUCAACUCAAAAGCAAAAUAAAACAAAAAAAACAAACUCAAUUUGCAUUAUGUGCACGAGAAGGAGAAAGAUAUAUAAAAAAACACACAAAAAAACAAACAAACACAUAUCUUUACAAGAUGGUCGGCUGCAACCAUAUCCCUUGGUUCGAAUUAUUCCUCUUUAUUUUUAUUACUGAACCUGUCUACUCGAAGCAGCACGGGCGACUCACUGCACGGCCACGUGGUCGGUGCUCACGACGCCGAAUGGCGAUCCUCAACGACGCAGCAGACAGGCAGAGAAGAACGGGUCACGGCACCAUUUGUAGCGGUUGCGUACUCUCUCGUUGCGUUGUGUCAGAGACCACGAUGGAACCAUUGGCAGCCAGCCGUUUAUUCUGGUGGAAUAUUUAACAUGGAAAAUGCUUGUUGAGAACCCUCACAAUGGCAGCCUCUCCCAGCCGGGGUAUACGUAGACUGACCAUUUACAUGAAGAUAAAUAUCACAUUAAACAAAUGACUCACAAAAUAUUUGAAUGGGCGAUUGGUGACAUACCUGGUGGAAUAUUUAACAUGGAAAAUGCUUGUUGAGAACCCUCACAAUGGCAGCCUAACAUGAGAGAAAGACAAGCUGAAGUACACUUUCAUGGCAAAGUCGACGCUAGCUAAGUAGUUACGACCAAAGCACAUGGUAGCCAAGCUAGCGAUCCUAAGACUAAAGUCCAUUUAAAUGUAAUUACCGAUUCCGAGCAACACAAUAUAUAUGUACAAGCAACCAAGUAUUAAGACAGUAGUAUGUACAUUUAGACUCCCGUAAUACAUCGCCGAAGUGUGGAUUCAUGUUUAACUGCUCUGACUACCUACCUCUCCCAGCCGGGGUGGGCCUCUAGGCUCUCUCCUUGCCACGAGCCCUUCCUUCCUGCACCCGACCCGUGCUGUGCUGUGCUGUGCCUCCUUUUAAAAUGGCUCCCGUGCUUUCGGCCAGGUGUCCCCCAAUCACCCUGAUUGGGGUGCCGAAAGGGCUGCUCUCCAUCGCCGGCUGGUGGGUGGGGGUGGUACACCCCGUCCUCCACGGUACCCCGGGCCCGUCCAGGCCGAGGACCACGUGGCGGGAUGCCACAGAAGCAUUAACCCUGCUACACAGGCACAAACAGGCUACUACUCCAACUUAAGUACUGAUGUAAUGCCUUAAUAUACCUUUUCAACAUUUCACAUAUUUAUCUCUCUGCCCCCUGCAGGUUCGGAGGUUUGGAGCUGAGACUUGGAGCUGAGAUUGUGGCUGUUGCUGUGCAUGAUUUCCCAGUGUGCUUUGAUUUGACGCGACAGUAGGGUUAAACUGGUUAACAGAGUUUGAUUUUUGUUCUCAUGCAGAAGACCAGCUACUAUGUAUUCCGUUGUCUGCUUUGACAAUUCCGAGGAGGUGGAGGUUAUGCCAACGCAAUGGUACAAUAGUGGGACAUGCAGGUGGCCCCCCCACAAGGCUGAGGGAGUCAAUCGGGCCAUAAGGCAGCUGGAAGAGCCCCAAGAUUUCUGGCGUCUAUUCGACAAUGCCAGGGGGUUUUUUUCUUCAGGAAUGUAUCCUUAAAUAAUAAACUGAUCAGUAAUGAUAUCAAUAAAUACAUUCCAAAAUAUGAGUUCUGUUCAACAGAUAACUAUCUGGAGUGUCGCCAGAAGCUGCCACUGGCUCAAAACCAGACUGAUUUGGCAUCAGAGGCCGAAGACCCAACAACAGACCGCAGACCCAAAAGAAAAAUCAAGUAUGACUUUUAUGCAUCUCAAAAUGUUAAGCUUGCUGGUAGUUCUACCAUGAGGACUCAAAUCACGCGCGGCUGGCCGCCAAUCACCAGCUACCAAUCACCUGCCUACACCUGCUCUAUAAAGAGUAGUCUAACAUAUGUCUUGCUGCUCAGGUCUUCGUUCAACGCAUGAGCUGCUUACUGUGCUUUCGAUUUCGCUUCGCUAAAUCUCGUCGCCUAGUACCAUGUCGUUUAAUACAUACCCAGAGGCCGUAAUGUCGGAUUUCGAUGAGGACGCUUUUCCUCCAUCUCCUGCCGUAUCACGUAGGAGUUCGCGAAUCCAAUUAAAAUCGGCUUCUUGGGCGUCUUGGCCAACCAAAAAACUGCUGGAACUCCUGACCCAAGAAGGCGUCCCAGUGGAAGUCGGCUUGUCGCGGGCGGAUGCCCUGCAGCUUGCCGACGCAGCGCUGGGGGAACAUCUCCACGCUCCACUCUCCCCAACGUUCACUCCGGAUGCCGCCGCCGCUGGCUCCGCUGCUGCGACGACUACAAAACCCGGCAAAAAGCGCGCUGGUCGGCUUACUACCUCCGGCCCGGCCAAGCGAGCGCGGAAAGCCGGUAAUUUCGUUCCACGGGAUCCUCAUCACCACCCCCAACAAAUCCCCGACGCGGACCUUCGCCAGGUUCUACACACCCUCGCCGAGUCGGUCCAAAGCCUCGGCGCCAGGAUGGAUGCUGUUGAAACACCAGGCCGCAUUCCCGGACGGGUCCAGGCCCUCAACCCGCCGUCGUUCAUCGCCACGGCGCCUUUUUCCUUCCAGCUACCAUCCGGCUCGGCUCCUUCCGCCUCCAUAGGCUAUGCUCCCGGCACGUGCUCGGGUACCACGGCUACUGCAGCCCCCGCGGUAGCCCCUUUCGCGUAUUCGCUCGCUACUGCUCUACCAGUCCAGCUCCAGGGUAGGAGCUUUAUUACGCCCGCCGCGGCUACGGUUUCUCAGACCACAAAAAAUAAUAUAAUCCAGGGCAGAGACGUUAAUCUCGCGGCGUUACUGUUACCCUACCCCGCCAUAGAGCGUCAAUGGGUUGAUUGCGGUGACGUGUCUGUUCUUCUGAAAACGUCAGACCCUAGACUUACGCGCAAUCUCUCUUUUGGCGAGUUCGUCAUUACAUUCGGGAUUUACAGAGACAUUAUGUGCCAAGUUUAUCCGGAUAGGAGGGCAGAACUUGACGCUUACCUCGCUAUUAUCGCCGACCUCAACCAGCGCUACGCCAGAACGUUAUUUUAUGAAUAUCAUAAAGCAUUUUCUGCCAAGUCGGCCCAAUGGAUCUCCAUGCUUAAUGUGAGGAUUGAUUGGUCCACUACGGACACCGAGCUUCUGCUCCACCACUUCGGUGGCCAUCAGUCAAUUUCUUGCGCUAUCUGCAGUUCCCACGGGCACACAACGGUGCUAUGCCCCAAGACCGCUACUACCGCCCCCGUCUAUGCCCCUAAAACGCCACUCGUCCAUAGUGACGUUAACCUUUUGCAGGGACCCGCACCCGAAAACUACCUGCCCCCGCCGCCAAAGGCCGGCAAUUCAAGGGAGGGGCCAUCCCUCCAAGAGAUUUUAAAAUCUCACCCAUCUACCCCAAUUAACAUUGCUUCUCUUUCAUCAUUCCUCUCAUCGCACCCCGACUCCGGUUUUGUAGACCAUCUCAUCACGGGCCUUUCACAGGGGUUCCGGGUGGGAGUCCUUUCUCCAUUGUCCACUAAAUAUGUGGCAAAAAAUCUCCAGUCAGCUCUGGCAGAACCAGAAAUAGUGUCUGCUCUUCUGGCUAAAGAGCUUCUCAAAAAUUAUGUUAUCGGCCCAUUUAGUUCUCCCCCCUUUUCUUUCUUUAGAAUAAAUUCUCUCGGCGUUGCUACCCGGAGAUAUUCAGGGAAAAAACGUCUUAUUUUUGAUAUGUCUUCUCCUCACUCUGACUCUUUCGCUAGCGUUAACGAAUGUAUCCCACCAGAACCAUUCUCGUUGUACUAUGCCACUAUCGACCACGCCAUCGCGUUGAUAAAAAUCGCAGGCCAGGGAGCUUGGCUCGCUAAAGCCGACAUUACAGAUGCUUUUAAAAUAAUGCCCAUUCAUCGGUCCGAUUGGCCGUUGUUCGGUGUGAAAUGGCAGUCUAAAUUCUAUUUCGCAGUUAGACUAACAUUCGGGUGUAGGAGCAGCCCCCACCUCUUCAAUUUGCUAUCUGAGGCCCUAUGCUGGAUUAUGCUAAACAUAUGUAGGUUGCCAUUCGUUCUACAUCUGCAGGACGAUUUUUUGCUUAUUGACUUUCCAUCCAACCAAACCAGCGUCCUGGAUACUCUUAAGAGAGUGUUCAGCGAGAUCGGAGUUCCCUUAUCUGAAGAGAAAACAGAGGGGCCAGUUACCGCAAUCGAAUUUCUAGGGAUUCGCUUAGACUCGGAUAGGAUGCAAGCAUCCCUCCCGGACGAGAAACUACAGAGGAUCAGAUCGUUUCUCAAUGCGUUUAUAACGUCUGCUGGAGUUACUAAACGUGAAAUGCUCUCACUCCUAGGCCACCUCAAUUUCGCUAUGCGUAUUAUACCACAAGGGCGCUCGUUCAUCUCUCGCCUCCUAGAUCUGGCACAUUCGGUCCCAAAACUGAACGACGUGAUACACCUCAACGAAGGCUGCAGGUCCGAUCUCAAAUUCUGGUCGUUCCUCAUCGCUAACUGGAACGGAAUUUCCUUCUUCUAUAACGACACGCCUGAAUCAUCUGAUUCUCUCGAACUAUUCACUGAUGCGGCCCCCUCGGUCGGGUUUGGGGGUUUCUUCCAAGGCCAAUGGUUCGCUGGGAGAUGGCUGGUCGAAUUCCGCCCAUUCGCCUUCGGGUCAGAGUCGUCUGCGUUGUUCGAGCUCUACCCUAUUGUGGCAGCUAGCGUUCUGUGGGGCCAAGCAUGGCGGCGUAAACGUAUCACCAUGUUUUGCGAUAACGAAGCAGUGGUGGCUAUCAUUAAUAAAAAGCGAUCUGCAUGCCCCACUAUCAUGUCCAUGCUCAGACGUCUCACAUGGCAGUCCGUCACUCUCAAUUUCAUCAUUAAUGCUGAGCAUAUACCUGGUCACCAUAAUAGUCUUGCUGAUUCUCUCUCUCGUUUCCGUUUCCAGGAAUUCAGACGUCUAUGCCCCGCAGCGAAUACGGGGAUUAGGCAAUAGGCUAAAUUCGUUGCUAGACUCCGCGAGUGUUUUUAUGGCAAAAGCUCUAGCGCCAUCUACCCUCAAAGCUUAUAGCUACGCGUGGUCCCUGUUUAAUUUAUUUUGCAUUUCCAUGCACGUUUCAGUUCUUCCAGUGUCGGUAUCUAUUGUCUGCGCUUUUAUCGUCCACUGCUUCGAAUCUCAUAGACAUAAAUUGUCUACGAUUCGGGGGAAUAUAGCUGGUAUUCAAUUUUAUGCUAGAUGCCAAGAUCCUGGCUCUCCUAGUCUAUUUUCGGCUCCCGCAAUCCGUCUCUUAUUGAAGGGCAUGUAUAAAUCGGUGCCAAAAGUACCAGACAAACGCUCUCCUAUCACACUCGAUAUAUUGAACAGAUUAGUGUGCGCUCUUAGAGCUGGGAAAUUCCAUCCUUAUUUUAACACAUUACUUGAGACAGUGUUUCUCACAGCAUUCUACGGGUUCAUGCGUCCAGGGGAAUAUACGUCUCCUACUCAGACUUUUUCCCCUACACGGGGCCUGGCUUUUGCUGAUGUCACCUUCUCUGCAAGGCAUUUUUCCAUCUUCUUAAAACGGUCCAAAAGCGAUAGCCUAGGGGCAGGUGCUACUAUUAUCAUCUCUCUUACGCUUCCAUGCUCCUUUACCUCAAGCUCCGGCAAUGCACGCCUCCCGAAUCACCUCUGUUUAUUUUGCCUAACGGCCGGCCAAUGACUAAAGAGUGGUUUAGAGUCCAUCUCGCGAAGGUGGUAGAAGGGUGUGGCCUACCUUCUCCCCUCUACACUGGCCACUCCUUCCGGAUUGGAGCGGCAACUACAGCCGCUGAACAAGGGUUGCCGGACGCGUCUAUCAAACGGCUGGGAAGGUGGUCUUCCACAGCCUACGAAUCCUACAUCCGGUCGAAUUCAAGGUUCUUCCAUCAAGCGCACACGAUGCUCUCUAACGUCGGUCAAGGCAGGUUUAACACGUUUUCAACUAUAGCUGUUUCUGGCGGCCUGUUUCCAUUCCAGGGUUAUUCUAGUCUUAGUGUCAAGCUGUUAUUUUAGUCUAUUCGUUUUAGUUAAGCCUAUAUUCUUUCUAGUGUUAUCGAAAUGUAUUGCACUAUGUAUUUAACUAUAGUUAUUGUCACACGCCCAGCAUGCCUGUUGCGUCCCGUUUUUUUUCACGCGAUAAAGGUUCGUGAUGAUGAUAUUUUGUCAUUAUUUUCGUUGCUAAAAGCAACAUUAUUUGCAACUACUGGUGGUGGUGGUUAUCGGGUACUAAAUUCAUAAAGCAAAAUUCGGUGUCAUAACUCAGGUUAACCUGCAGCAACCCCGGCGAGUGUGACCACGUCGGUGGAUCAUCUAGAAAACACUCUUGAGUUCGCUGUCACGUCAGUGGCGUUCAUAGGAAAAUAAAACUCAAGGUUGCAGCGGCAACCCCGGUGAGUGCGUUGCUCACGUCGGUGGGAACAACUCGGGCACUCGUGAGUAUGACCACGUCGGUGGCACGUUAUCUAAUACUCAUGGUUUGACUGCAGUAACCCCGGUGAGUGCGUUGCUCACGUCGGUGGGAACAACUCAAGCACUCGUGAGUUCGUUGCGCACGUCGGUGCGGUACAACUCAGAACUCUAGUUCGUUGCAGCAACCCCGGUGAGUGCGUUGCCCACGUCGGUGGGAACAACCCAAGCACUCGUGAGUUCGUUGCGCACGUCGGUGCGGUACAACUCAGAACUUCACGUUCGCUGCAGCAACCCUGGUAGUGCGUUGACCACGUCGGUGGGCACAACUCGGGCACAUGCAAAUUUAAUUACCACGUCGGUGGCAUAAUAUCAAACACUCAAGUGCAGGGCACUCGGAGUUCAUUGAACACGUCGGUGUUCAACACGGAAGUACACAAUAUUUGCUGCAGCAACACCGGUGAGUGCGUGACCACGUCGGUGGCACAUCAAGGGCACUCGUGAUUUCGUUGACCACGUCGGUGUUCAACAUGAAAGUUCACAAUACUUGCUGCAACAACACCGGUGAGUGCGUGACCACGUCGGUGGCACAUCAAGGGCACUCGUGAGUUCGUUGACCACGUCGGUGGUUCAACGCGAAAGCACUCAGGUCACGCAGCGACCCCGGAGAGUGAAUCGACCACGGCAGUUGGUACAGCACGAAAGCACUCGUGGCUCGCUGCGUAACAGCUGCAGAGUGCUCUAAAUUUUAAUUGAUCUCGCUGAGGUAUUUUAAGUCAACUGCUUUUACGUGAUUCAUCGAUCUCGCUGACGGUUUUUAAGCUUAUCGUUUUACGGUACGUAUGAUUGACUCUUAAUAUGUCGUAUAUUGGGUAUGCCUUUUAUCUUCCAGAAGCAGUAUAGAUCCUUGUCCACUUCUUCUACGUGGGUAUGUAUGGUCUCAUUACCCCCUUUCGAUAUUCUAUUUUUGGGGUCGGCUCCGCCCCUGCCAGUCCCGGCAGGACAUGCCGAGGUAUCUCAGCUACUUCCGGCGUAGGCCUACGUCCUCUCUUUUGGGGAAGGCUCCACCCCUGCUAGUCCUGGCAGGAUACGCCGAGUCCGCACGUUAUCCUGGAUCAGUGACGGGGCUCAUGCCAAAGAUUCACCAUGCAAAAUAUUCCCAUGUCGUCAUUUAAAUAAAUCCUGUUCAUACUUAUCGGUGAUCGAGUCUUUAUGGGAGAAAUGUUAAGCUUGCUGGUAGUUCUACCAUGAGGACUCAAAUCACGCGCGGCUUGCCGCCAAUCACCAGCUACCAAUCACCUGCCUACACCUGCUCUAUAAAGAGUAGUCUAACAUAUGUCUUGCUGCUCAGGUCUUCGUUCAACGCACCUCCAUCCACCCCACCACCACCAGGUCGGCCCAGUCUACUUGUCCAGGGGAAGGCUCCGCCCCUGCUAGUCCUGGCAGGAUACGCCGAGUCCGCACGUUAUCCUGGAUCAGUGACGGGGCUCAUGCCAAAGAUUCACCAUGCUAAAUAUUCCCAUGUCGUUAUUUAAAUAAAUCCUGUUCAUACUUAUCGGUGAUCGAGUCUUUAUGGGAGAACUGCCUUUUCUUCCAACAUAUUUGUGCAAAUCCAGUCUCUUUAUGAACUCAUAUAUUUGUCUUUUGUUUUGUCUGUCUCUAAUAAAGGCCAAGUAGACAUGUCCGACUGGACUUUGAAAAUCAUGACCCCAGUCCUCCAAAGAAACAGGCCUUCCAAAAUCUCCCUAAGGCCCCUGCGAUCUCUGGACCCCAACAUCAGGUGCUUCAUAACAGCACAGCCCACACAGAGUGGGUGUUAUGAGGUCCCUGUGAUCAAUGAGGAUCCUCAGGAUUUUCAGCUCUUCUGCGUGACCUGUUGGUUAACCAACAAAUCCUGAUGGACCAGCAAAAGACCAUGAUACGCAUGAUCCAAGACCUCCACAGACCCAUCCAGGGAGGUCAGAGGAUGUCCACCACCUCAAGGCAUACUGCCUAUUUUCCGUUAGGGGAUAAACUGGCUCUGGAGGCCCUGGAGGGCGACCUGGCAAGCCAGCGGGACCUUCGUCAGGAAUUGGACUCUUCCUUGUCCUCGUCGUCAUCGUCGUCUUCAUCUGCGCAGAUGACUUUGCAUCUGGCCUGAAACCCCCGGGCUGAAGAAGGGUCCCACUCCGCCUCACGAACCACACAUUGCUUUCUGUCUGUAGGAAACACUUAAGGGUAAUGCUGAAUGAUUUAUACAAAUAAUGGUACUUUUCUUUUGAAUAAAUAAUGCUACUGGUUCUUGUUUUUAUUUGCAUAGAUUAUCACUCUUGGAUUGGCAGGGGGAGCUGAUGCCAAGGACACAGUGUGGCGCAUUCUCAAACAGGCCAUCAAAAAUGACCUUGCAAGAACAUCCAAGAACAUCUCAUGGCGGGGGAUGAAUGGAAAGAUUUCAUUCGAGAAACUACUUCUGAAGGCAGUAGUGAUGGAUGCAGUGAGGUGCAAUCCAUCCUGCUCAACCGCAACGGAUGUGCAGAUUGCGGAUGCCAUUAAACGAUGGUUUUACUGGGCUGGGGAUAGAGAGGGAGGGAGGAAAAAACGCCAGCCGGCUCCAAACCAGGAGCAAACUGAUUAAAUCUAAUAAAAUAUACUACUUUCAAAUAUUAUGUUUCAUUAUUUGUGCAUUAUAUACAUAGAACAUAAAUUAACAAUUCAACUUAUGAGGUUUGGGUGAGUUAUGGAAUCACUUUGGGUCAGUUAUGGGAUCACUAUGGGUCAGUUAUGAGAUCACUUUGGGUCAGUUAUGGGAUCACUUUGGGUCAGUUAUGGGAUCAAUUUGGGUCAGUUAUGGGUUCACUAUGGGUCAGCUUUGGGAUCACUUUGGGUCAGUUAUGGCUUCUUUUUGGCAAGGUUCUGGGGAUUUUGGCCACUCUUUGGGAUACUUCUUUCUACAUUUUGGUAUUCCAAAAUUGGUUUUGGCUAGAUUUUGGCCUCCUUUUGUUUUUCUUUUGGCACACCUAAUUUGGCCCAAACUUGGGCCAUGCGUCAUUCCAAAGCUUUGCCAAAAUGGCAUGCCAGUUUUGGGCCAUAAGAUUUUUGCUACAUCCUAUAUAUUAAAAGGAGCAUCGAAUGCUACUGCAUACUGGCGCUGACGAGAUGCGGGCCGCCAUCUCGGAAUGGUGAUCAGCUCCACUAAAAACUGGGAACAUAAUCCCCAAGAAGGGGAAAUAAAAAAACGGUCAGCUAUUUUUAAGUUGAAGAAACAAUAUAUGAUUAGGCUAUAUAUACAUAUCCUACAUAAACAAUGUAUAAAUACAUUAGAUAUCUAUAUAUCUUACCGUAUAGACUAUGUCUCUGACUGUUGCUACAGCAGCAGAGUUUAUUCUGUCUUGACACUUUGUAUUGAUAUUUUGUAUGUACUUUUAUUAAUUAUUAUAAUGUUUACAGUGUUUGUUUUAUAUGUAUUUUUAUGCAUGUCACUUUGGAAUAAAGCGUCUGCCAAAUACUUUAACAACAUAUCUAAACACCUGAAAGUUUUUAUAUCAGCUAAAACCACCAAUCUGUUUCACUGGAUUCAGAUAAAACCAAAUUCUGUCUUACCCAACAAUGUUAGUAUUUGAAUAUUGUUACUUGAAUGACUCCAUUUAUAUCAUGGUUACAAUUAUAAUGUUAGGAAAGUAUUGCCUUAUACUUUGCCUAAAAUGAGAAUGCGUCAUGAUACAAAUCUGCUGAUUGAAUGUUUAUUUAUGGAUGGAUGAAUGGAAUGGACUGGAGUUUGCAUGUGGGAAUUGAUACAGGAAAAUGAUCAGACCAGAACGGGUGAAAUUCAAAAUACAAUAAAAAGCAGCCAGGGUAAAUGCAGACUGGCCAUUUACAGUGUUUCAAAAAUAAGAAAAUAAAAUACAAAAUAAUUAUCAUGGAAAAUAAAUCUAUCGUAUUAGGCCUGAUUAUCAUGAAUUAGGAGUGAAAUUCAAAAUACAAUAAAAAGCAGUCAGGGUAAAUGCAGAUGGACCAAUGUAGUGUAUGCAAGGCAAUGUGAAUGUAA
Gadus chalcogrammus (walleye pollock) is the source of this 13235-nucleotide messenger RNA. RefSeq lists its product as uncharacterized. The transcript has 5 exons. The record is from RefSeq and is a predicted model, not a curated record. Lineage: Eukaryota; Metazoa; Chordata; Actinopteri; Gadiformes; Gadidae. The coding region runs from base 4841 to 7783 and encodes 980 amino acids.